AUGAAUCCCAGCAACCCUUUAUCUGUCGCAGUGGCAGAUAGUCUGUCCACGUAUGACAUCCAGAAUGAGUCGUUUCGUCUAGGCACUGUAUCCAUCGAAGGAGACAAAUUUAUAUGCGUUAAAGAAAAUGUGAACGAGAACACCCAAGUGGUGGUUAUAAACCUGCAAAAUAAGAUAAGCACGCGGAAGUAUAUGAAAGCAGAGAGUGUCAUUAUUCACCCCAAUGACCCCAUAUUAGCAUUGAGAGGUACCUUAAAAAAUGUCAACACGAUAUUUUUACAAGUUUUUAACAUAGAAACGAAGGAAAAAAUAUGUUCCUUAAAUUUAAAUGAGUACAUGAAUUACUGGAAGUGGAUAAAUAAUGACACCAUUGCCAUUGUCUGCGAGAGGAAUGUAUACCAUUGGAAUAUAGACAUCCACAAUAGUAAGAAGCAGAAGGAAAAUUACACCUUGACGAAGGUUUUCGAGAAGGCACAAGUGUUCAUUGACAACAAUUCUCAAAUUUUAUACUAUGCCACAGAUAAGGACAUGAAAUGGUGCAUUUUGUGUGGAAUAUCUACGCAGGAUCAAGGAAAAAGCAUCGAUGGGUACAUGCAACUUUACUCGUGUGAUAAGAAGUUGCACCAAACGAUUGAAGGAUUUAUAGGAUGUUUUGGAUCAUUUAUAUUUGAUAACUGGGACAUAAAGCCCCUCUUCUGUUUUGUCGAAAAGAAGAAAAAUUCAACUGUAUCGAGAAUCCACUUGAUGGAUAUAUACAGUAGCAAGACGGAGACGGGCACCAUGCCAUACAAAAUUGUGAAGGAAAUUAAUCUAAUAAAUGAGAACAUUAAUGAUUUCCCAAUUUAUAUCAGCAUGAACACUUUGCAAGGGGUGAUAUACAUUGUCACAAAGUGCAGCUAUGUGUACAUAUUUGAUGAAGGCACACUAACCCAACUUGUGAAGGAAAAAAUUAGUGAAGAUAACAUUUUCACCUGCUGUGAUAGCAAAAACGGGGAAGGAAUAUACGCGGUGAACAAAAAAGGAAAAAUUUACUACAUCACCAUUAACUACGUCAAUUUAAUAAACCACAUAAAAUUGUCCAACUUUGAUAGUAAGGAUAAAAUUAUAAAAAAUUUGUGCGUAAAAUAUGGGUACCCAGGAUGCGACUACAUUAGUGCUUACAAAAAAUGCAUUAACGAAAUGGAUUUUAAGAAGGCCUCGAAAAUUAUAUGCCUACUGAAGAACACCAAAACGUAUGAGGAAUACUCCAGCUCAGUUGCCGAAGCUGUUUUGAUUAUGACCAGGAAAAAUGUAGACAUUAGAAUUAUCCCUCCCUUGCGAACACAGCAAGUGCUGAAUAGCUUCAAAUCGAUGAAAAAUGCAUCGGGACAGCUAUCCCCUCUUCUUCUGUACUUUUCAGUGCUUCUCGAAUAUGACAAGUUGAACACGUACGAAUCGGUCGAGUUGGUGAAACCUGUCAUUUUGCAAAAAAAGAAGGAAUAUCUAGAAAAAUGGAUAAAGGAUGACAAGUUAACCUGCUCGGAAGAAUUGGGGGACUUAGUCAAAGUGCUAGAUUUGCGACUAGCGUUGAAUAUUUACCUGCGGUGUGGGGCGCACAAUAAGAUAGUUUCCACCUAUUGUCUUCUUAACAUGUUUAAUAAUGUCCUCAGCUAUUUGAAUAACUUUAAGCAGGUCUCCUUUGACUUUGUAAGCAUAUUCAUUGUCAUUGUGAAUUACGAAUCUCAGUACAGUAACGAGAAAGACAGGAGUUCGUCCAUGACUGAUAUGAGUAGCUCCUCGAAGAACGAAGCGAUGGAUUUCUUCAACGAUAGCAGUAAUAGUACAAACGAUAGCAGGCAGGGAAAAGGUAUCAACAACGAAGUGGCAGUGCAGUACGUGAAAUUUCUAUGCGAAAAUAACAUCCCAUUUGAUAUCAACAAUAUUAUUGAUUAUCUGCUGAGUAAGAACAAGUUACAAGAAGCCACCUCGAUACUGCUGGACUUUCUGAAGGACAAUAAACCGGAGCAUAAAAAUUUACAAACCAAGUUGUUUGAAUUUAACUUAUACAAUAAUGUGCAAGUAGCAGAGACUCUAUUCCAAAUGGAUAUUUUUACCUACUAUGAUAAGAACAGAAUAGCCUAUUUGUGUGAAGAGAAGGGAUUAUUUCAGAGGGCCCUAGAAAACUACACCAAUUUGAAUGACAUAAAAAGAGUGAUCACCAAAUCGUCGUGCUUUCAAAAGAACACAAAUACGAAUCACAGCAUGGACGGCUCUCUCCCCAACACAGGGAUUUCCAUCGACUGGAUUAAGAAGUACUUUUCUACGUUAAGCGACUCUGUGUGUCAAGAUAUACUGUUUGAUUUCAUGAAGGGGAACAAAAUAAAUAUGGAGGUCGUCAUUUCCAUCUGCGUCCAGUACUAUAACAAAAUAGGUAUCAAGAAAAUUAUCAACAAAUUUGAGGAGAAUAAGAAUUACGAAGGAAUUUUCUACUUCAUUAGUUCGAUCCUCAGCCACUUGCCGAACUUAACCAACAAAACGACAGACCACCUAUCGUAUGGAAGCAUGAACGAUGAGACGUCGUCCAUUCUGCUGACAUCUGACAUCGGAUCUCAGUACAGCAACGCGGAAAAUUCCUCCAGCCUGAAAAUCGAAGAUGUUCAUUUUAUCAUGUUUAAAUAUAUUGAGGCGUGUGUCAAGAUAAACAACAUCCAAGAGUUAGACAGAAUUUGUAAGGACAAAAAUGCAAAGUACAACCCAGAACAAGUUAAAAACUUCUUGAAGGACUGCAAAUUGUCCGACCCCCGUCCACUCAUAUACGUGUGUGACAUACAUAACUACAUUGAAGAGCUCGCGGAAUAUUUAUAUAAAAAUAGCUUGUUGAAAUAUAUCGAAGUGUACGUGAUUAAGGUUAAUCCAAAUAAUGCUCACAAGGUUAUCGGUGUACUCCUGGACCUGGACGCCUCGGAAGACUUCCUCCUCAAUCUUUUGAACAAUAUAAAAAAUAUUUCCAAUAUAGGAAACCUAAUCGAAAUAGCAGAAAAGAGGAAUAGACUAAAAUUGCUGUUACCAUGGCUGGAAAGCAGAUCCAAUGAGGGAUAUGAAAAUAUUGAACUGCAUAACGCUUUGGCCAAGAUAUACAUCGACUUGAAUAAGGAUCCAGAGAAUUUCCUAAAGAAUAACAAUUUCUAUGAUAAAAAAUUAAUAGGGAAAUAUUGCGAAGAUCUAGACCCCCAUUUAGCCUAUACCGUGUACGAAAAAUCGAACGGAGAGUGCGACGAGGAGUUAAUCCAUAUAACCAGCAAAAAUGGCUUAUUCAAACUGCAAGCCAAAUAUUUAGUAUCCAGACAGUCCAUGGAAUUGUGGAUAAAGGUUUUAGACGAAUCCAACAAGUACAGAAAAAACGUAAUCGAUCAGGUCAUCGGCUCGACGUUGAUCGAAUCCAAUAACGCAGAAGAAAUUACCGUAACGGUUAAAGCCUUUAUUGAGAAAAAGCUAAGCAGUGAAUUAAUUGAGUUGCUGGAAAAAAUCGUUCUGCAUAACAGUGAAUUUAGUGAUAAUAAGAAUUUGCAGAACUUGCUAAUCUUGACUGCCAUCAAAUCGGAUUCGAAGAAAGUGAUGGAAUAUAUCAACCGACUUGACAGCUUCUCUGGUCCGCAAAUUGCGUCCGUUGCGUAUGACUAUAAGCUGAGGGAGGAAGCCUUUGUUAUUUAUAAAAAGUUCAAUUGCUACACAUCAGCCAUCUCCGUGCUGUUAGAUAAAAUCCUGCAAGUGAAUAAUAAAAGCGCCUAUCCAAAUGAAUUUUCGCGAGCGAGUUCGUCUGCCUACAACGAGAGUGACGAGUAUGUGAAGCAGUUGGGAGAGGGAGGAAGAUACGGCUAUCAAGAGGGGAGGGACAAUUUGCUUGGCGGCAGUAACGAGGUGGGGGGCGCGCUCAGUGAGUCUGAUUUACACGACGCGCAGGAACAACCUGUCCUAGACCCGAAAAGUUACGAAGAUGACCUAAACAGAGCCAUCGAAUACGCACAAAAGUGCAACCACAACGAUGUGUGGUUCAUUCUAGGGAAGGCCCAACUAAAAAUAAACAAAAUUAUUGACGCCAUAGACAGUUUCGUAAAAUCGAAUAACCCAGAAGCUUACAAGGAAGUUAUAGCAAAAUGCAAGGAGAAUAAUUUUUACGAGCAUUUAAUAACGUAUCUGAACACUCUGAGGGAUCAGAAUUUGCUGAAGGACGUGUUGGUAGAUUCGGAACUACUGUAUGCCUAUGCGAAAUUGAAAAAAACAACAGAAAUGACUAAAUUUAUUGGCUGCACUAAUUCAGCCAACUUGCAGCUAAUAGGGGAUAGACUGUUCAAAGAACAAGAGUAUGAAGUUGCCAAAAUAUUGUACAGCAACAUACCCAACAAUCAGAAGCUAACCUUCUGUUAUUUGAAGCUGAAGGAGUACUCUCUAGCCAUAGAAGCAGCCAAAAAGGCGAAGAGUCUGAAAACGUGGAAAGAAGUAAAUUUCAUUUGUGUUAAGUACAAGCAGUUGAAACAUGCACACACAGCAGGGCUCCAAUUAAUCAUGCAUGCGGAUCACCUGGACGAAAUUAUCAACAUUUAUGAAAAAAAAAAAUACAUAAACGAGUUAAUGAGUCUACUGGAGAACGGACUAAACAAUGAAAGAGCACACGUGGGAAUCUACACCGAGUUAGGAAUCCUCUACGCCAAGUACAAACCGGAGAAGUUAAUGGAGUUCAUAAGAAACUACUCAAACAAAAUGAACACAAGGAAAUUAAUUGAUGUUUGCCAAAAUGAAUACUUAUUAAAAGAAGCUGUUUAUUUGUACAUAUCCUACGAUGAGUACAACUUAGCGGUGGAUACCAUUAUAAAACACUCCCCCACUGCGUACACACCAGACACCUUCAUGCAAGUGAUUCACAAAGUCACCAAUAGUGACAUCAUACACAAAGUAAUCGAUUUCUAUAUAGAAGAGCACCCAUUAAAUUUGUACAAUUUGUUAAAAAUUUUGGAAAACAAAAUUGAUAACAAUCGAUUAGUACAGACAUUGAAGAAGUCCAACAAUUUACCUCUCAUACAAAAAUAUCUGGAAGAUAUCCAAGGGCAAAAUAUAACGGCUGUAAAUGAAACGCUAAACGAAAUUUAUUUACAAAAUGAUGAUUACAUCAGUUUGAGGAACUCAAUUGAUGAUUAUGACAAUUUUAACCAAACCAAUUUAAUCAACAAAUUAGAGAAUCACAAACUUUCAGAAAUGAGAAGAAUCGCAUCUCUGCUUUAUAAGAAAAAUAAAAAAUAUAAAGAAGCUAUUAAUCUUUCUAAGAAAGAGGAACAAUAUAAGGACGCAAUCGAAAUUGCAAGAGUGUCUAAGAAUAAUUCAUACGUGGAAGAUUUAAUAAAUUUUUUCAUCGAAAUUAAAAAUAAAGAAGCGUUGUGUGCGGGCCUCAUCGUUUGUUAUGAUAUACUCAAGCCCGAUUAUGUAUUAGAAAUUGUCUGGACCAGCGGAUUUAAGGACCAAGCUAUGUUAUACUUCAUUCAAGUUGUCAGUGAUUACACCAAUCAGAUCGACGCCAUGAAGAAACAAAUCGAAGACAUGCAGAAGGAGAAGAAGAUGAAUAAAUCUGCUCCUAACGAUUUUGCGGCCAACUCCAUGUCUGGCCAGUUUAACUACUCGCUCAACAAUCACUUGUCCAUCAUGCCUCCUCAGAAUAGCUACAUGUCUGGCAGUUCUCAGUACGACAAGUUUGACAAGUAUGACAUGUUUAACAAUAAUUCGCACUUUUGA
Plasmodium inui San Antonio 1 is the source of this 5760-nucleotide messenger RNA. RefSeq names its product clathrin heavy chain. Gene Ontology annotation, biological process: intracellular protein transport; receptor-mediated endocytosis. Bases 1 to 5760 code for a protein of 1919 amino acids. Lineage: Eukaryota; Apicomplexa; Aconoidasida; Haemosporida; Plasmodiidae. Gene Ontology annotation, cellular component: clathrin coat of coated pit; clathrin complex; clathrin coat of trans-Golgi network vesicle. Gene Ontology annotation, molecular function: structural molecule activity; clathrin light chain binding. The record is from RefSeq and is a predicted model, not a curated record. The transcript has a single exon.